AUGUGGAAGUGUCGUUUUGAAAGGGCAGUCUAUACCGGUCAACAGCAUUUUGAGAUUACCUUGGCGAGAAACGAAAAAGAUGUCCCCGUGGAGGUUAGCAACGAAAACUGCUUGUCGAAUGAGAAAGCAAAGAAUGGUAUGGAACAAACAUUAUCCAGUGCUCGCACGAAAUAUGAAUACUGUGUCUUGACUGCUUAUGGCGUUUUACCUACCGUCGCAAAAGGAAUCGAUGGUGUUUUUUGUGCUAAAAAAGAAACAAAAGACCACCAAAAGGAAGCAAGGAAGGAGGAACCAGCAGUUGGUGUGUUCAUGAGCCGAGGACGCUCUGAUUUCAGUGAUAAACAGUAUAAAUAUGCUGUUUUAAAAGCCUACGGAUUUUUUUCCCGCUCUAAGGGAGAAUAAAUGGUAAAUUUCUUCCGCUUUAUCCGAAACUGUAUAUUUUUUUUAACGUUUGGCCUGCACUCAGAGGCAGCCCAAGCUUAGUAUAAGAGUUUAAUCAUAAAUAGGUGCGGUGGUCUGGUAUUGCGUAAUCCUCAAAUGACCGUGAAAAUAAAGGAUUGGUAUGGAAAUAAGGUAAAGAAUUCAAGAAGACAAAUACUUGCCGGAUUUUCAAUAAAAUGCACUCCAUCUAAUUUACUUUGUUUGUUCUUGCUUGCCGUGUGGGUAUUUUCCCGAUCCGGUGCUAUUUAACUUAAGCAUAAACUGCUAGGUUGCCUGUUCAGCUCUGCACAGCUGAAGCGGUUAUUUACCAUUUAAUUUUCACCACAGGUAUCCCAAACUCACGCGUGAGAAUCGUUGCGUGUCCGUAUGGGGAUUUAAGCGUUCGUUAUUUAGGGGUCAAAAAUAGUGAUAAAGAUACUUCAGAAUUUCUUACCUUGUAUCCUUGUUUAACUUUAUUGUGUUUUCUUAGCAUUUUUGGCCGUUUCAGGGCGAUUCCAGCGAGUUUUAGUUCUGCCGUAAUAACGAUCGCUUAAGUCCCCAUACAAGCCCUUAUAAUAUUUCUGGUACGCAACGAUUCUUACUCUUGAGCUUGGGGUACCUGUGUUUUCACAUGGACCAUGAUGCACCUUGUUUACCCUCCCCCGCCUCCCUGAAAAAAAAAAAAGAAAAAAAUUGCAUAACCAUAAACGAAUCUUAACCAUUGACUGUAAUACCCAGAAGAAAUUGGAAACAAUGGUUAAGCAAAAUUUUGGGUCUUAAACAAAUGCAUUAUGGCCUAAUUGAAAAUGGUGAAUUGAUUGGAAGCAAGGCUGCUAGCAAUGUACCAUAGACUGGGUGAGUUAUUGCCUACAUCUUUCAAAUAAUUAUGGGGCUCUUUCAUUCAACGAAAACGUUCGAAAAUUUGGGAACAGCGGAAGAUGGUGCAGAAAUUUCCCGGAAAAAAAUACCGAAUUUCUGAAAUGCGCACCAUUCAACCGAAAAUUCUAGAAAUUCCGGGAGCAAAGUUGAAUGGAAAGAAAACUUCUGGUACAAAAUUUUCGAACAUUUGUGUAUACCUCGCGAGGUUGUCCUCUCUUGGAAUUUUUGGAAAAUGCUGUUCCAUUCGCUACUGGAAGUAACCGAAAUUUUAAAGCGGCAUUUUGAUGAAUGGAAAACGCCUGUGGUGAGCGCCAACUGGAUAUGAAGAAUUAGCCGGGACUGGAGCCAAUCAGAAACGUCGAAAUAUUUUGAAUGAAUAAUAAAUGAUGUCACUUUAAGACACUUCCCGUGAGCUUACACGUGCGAUUUCUGUGUUGCUAUCGGCUUGCUACGUAGAGCCAGCGGUCUUUUCGCAGCGAGCGAACUUCUCUUAAACUACCACCCACAGUGCAAACAGGAUACCUGACCUAGUUAUUUACAUGUUAGGGAGUGCAGAAAGCACUUAAAAUUAUGAAGUUAUUGAGUAAAAGCCAAACUUUUUUUUGGAUGAACGUGCGAGCUGUAAUUUAUCGCCCCAUAUUUUGUGUGGAGAAGAGCCGACACCUGUGUCUUGCCUGGGUUUCCUUGUGACAUUACAUAACGAAAGUUAUUGUCUCUCACUGGCUCGUUGGUUGGAUAAAUAUCGAGAAAAUUUUCAGUAACGAUACAGUUAGAUCAUCUUGAGCAAAGUCAACUAACUUCCAAGCUAUUGAAAUGGCAAUUUCAAAGGGCACAGUUUGUUACGAUCCACAGCUUUUUGAGAUUACCUUAUCAAGAAACGAAAAAGAUAUCUCAGUGGAGAACAAGGAAGACCCCUUGGCGAAAAAGGAAGCAAAUUGUGGCAUGGAAGGACCAUCAUCCAGUGCUCGCGCGAAAUAUGAACACUGUGUCUUGGCUGCUUAUGGCGUUUUACCUGCGAUCAUCAAGGGGAUCAAUUGUGUUUAUGGUGCUAAGAGAGAAAUGAACGGCAAUUUAAAGGAAGCAAGGAAAGAGGAACCGUCUGUUGGUAUUUUCAUGAGCCGAGGCAGGCACCCUGAAAUCAGUGAUAGACAUUAUGAAUAUGCCGUUUUAAAAGCGUAUGGAAUUGUUUCCUUCUGAGGGAGUUUAAAUGCUGAAUUCGUUUGCCUUCAUUCGCAAGUGUAACUUUUUUAAACUCAUCGCAUUUUUAAAUGGACAGUGUGUAUGUGACGGUUAGAACCAUAAGUAUACAAAGUAUGUUCAUUCUUUUCCUAUGGACUUAUCGGAUAAAUCGUUUUUAUAUCUGUUCCUUUUCUUUCUGAGUGCAUGUUAAACUGAUUUCACAAUUGAAUUUUAUUAAUUGAGAACACUGGAAGUGAAUUUCUGGCAAUUGAAAUUUUCGCGUUUUUUUUAUUCUGUUUAUUACAUUGUUUUAUUUUUUUUCUAGCUUGCGAGCGGGCGGAAUCCUCCAAAUCAUGCAAUCUGAUUGGUUCCGAGAGCGGGCGGUUUUUUUAUGAUCUUUGUUUUUUGUGAAUAACCAAAAAAAGCUAUUUUUAAACCAUUUUGUUUUUAAAAACUUGCGCUGUUAUUAGCAUUGGCAAGGGUUGUUUGACGCUCAGAUUAUGAUAUUUAAAAAACCUUUCUUUAUACUAAAGGAGAGCUUAAUUGUGUUACUAUAUAUUACAAGCUAAAAAUCGUGUUGUAAUGUUUUGCUUUGGUUUGCAAUCUUCAACGUGCCCCGGUUCGAGUAGUCGCACUGUAACAGCCCAUAUUUAUUGGUUAAUUUGCUAUUGCAAAUCUCAAACUGUCCGAUUUGACCUGUCCGAUAACUAAGAGCUUCCCGGCCAAUCAGACAGUUAAACAGCCAAUUAAAAUCCAGGACAAAAUUGACUAGCCAAUACACACUUAAUGUCAGAUCCCGAGUCAAACAGGUAGCUUUGUUUUCCCGAGAGUUCUGAUGUUUCCCAAGACGAAGUCGAGGGAAACAUCAGGACUCGAGGGAGAACAAAACUAACUGGUUUCCCGAGGGACCUGACAUUAAGUGGUUUGUUAUAUUUCCAGACUUCUAAUUCAACGUACUUCAACAGCAACAAAAGAAUACGCUUUAGCGGAGCGAAUCAAAACACUCGACUCGGUACUUAUAAGAACACAAAUUUAAUUCUCAAAACUGCUGAAUGAAUUAUUUACAAAGUACUUUCGUUAUAUUAUCUGCAUCUUUUUCCUCCACUGGCUGCUAUUUCUCUUCUGGGAUAAUUUUGAAAAUCGUUGCUUUUUAGCUUGAGACUUCAUGUUUGUGUUGUUGUGUUCAACAGUGAUUCACGAAAAACAAAACUGGCAGUGUUUUUCCCGCCUUCUGUCAUGCCGCUUUCCACCAUGCCUUGAUCACGUGCUGUAAUGUAGCCCAAGCGGGGUACAUUGUUUAAUAGAGGAUGUUAGCAUCGACAACGAGUACGAGUUCUAGAACGAGAUCAGCGAUUUUGCUUACUGCGCAUCCGUUCUGCGCAUCUCCACGUUUUCAAGUCGUCCUGUCAAGUUGCACUACGACGAGUUCUGACCAAAAACUCGAAGUGGGUAGAACGACUUGGAAGAGCUGGUUUUCAAAGGUAAAUUCCGAUCGUUUAAUGCAGUUUCUUUUCGUUUCUUGCCUCUCUUUAUCAUCUUGAACCUUCCUUAUACCAUGUUUUAUGUAAAAUACUGCUUUUGAAGUCGAGAAAAAGCAACCGAACGCGAUAUUUCCUACACAGAGUAAAUUUGCAUUUACCCGGGAAAGUUUCAUGUCUCUCCACAGGCCUCACAGGCUCACGAAAUAACUCCUAAAAUUGCCAUUAUUUGGUCGAAAAUAUCCCAACAGUCGAAGAUAUCAAUAAAGAACACUUACUUCUUUAUCCAGUGUGGUUGUUGUGUUGAAUUUGAUGGGUUUUAACGUGUUUUAAGACCGCGACUAACCAUCCUUCGAGUUACCUCGAAAAAUCGGUUUUAACCUUGGUUAAAUUUUUAAGAGUCAUUUUUUGUUUUCGAAAUUGUUGUGGAAGCGCUACCUCGACUCAAAUUUGGCGCCCAGUCAUGCGGAAUCCCAUAAUUUUAUUGUCUAUAAACUCGAACUCGGUGUCAUCGCUAACAUAGAAAGCUGAGAAAACGACUUCGAGUACGAGUACGGCUUGAAGUCGUUCUCUUACUCGUACUCGUUGUUGAUGCUAACAUCCUCUAAUGUAUCACGAUCGGGAUACAUUUGAUUUUAGUCAAGGCCAUGUGACCAAGAAUCAGCCAAUGUACGAAUAUUGUUGGGAGAAAAUUGAUGUUGGUCACUCUUGGGACUUAAGGUUAAAACGUCGCCGUUAUCAGUGACUACAGUGCUAGUAUCUACUAUCUCGUGUUAUUGGUGGUUCGAAUCCGGCAUACGAAUCCGCAACUUUUUGAAUCCGCUCUCCAGAGUGGAAAUUUUUGAAUACGCUAUGAAUCCGGAAUCGUAUGAACGCUAAAUCCGGAUAUUUUUUUAAUCCGGUGACGUAACAAGAUCAAGCCCAGUUCUUUACCGUGAAUACUGUAUUCAAGAUAGCAACCUCGACUCAUAAAUGUGACUGAUGUGGGCAUAAGAUAAACCUAACUCCCGAGCGAAAUUUACUCGUCUCGUGUUUAUUUAUUUUUUUUAAAAUUUAUCAUUUCCCCAAACCGUGAACCGACUGAUUUGCCAAUGUGAAUGUUAAACAACUAACAGUUAAGUUUUUGUUUAAGUUUUUACCUGCUCAACUAACGAGUAAUACAUGUGUUGCAAAACCUCGCGUAUGACAGGUAAAUCGCCAGCAGAUAAAAACACGAAUUUUAAUAAAUCUUUCUUGAUUAAAAAAGUCGUUCUACGGUAUUUUUUGUAACGAGGGUGGCAAUUUGUAACAACUUCCUAACGCAAAUUGUAAUAAUUCUAUUUUUGCUCAUUUCAUAACAUCUUUUACGACAAGAUUUUAGAAAUGUAAAACAAUUUGCAGCUGGGCAUUGUUACAAAUGUUCUAUGGUUUCCUUGAGACCGCCUUGACAUUAAUUUAGUAACAUUAUUUCUUGUUCUUUCAAUUGUUUGUAUGUUGUUCUUGCGUCCGGACGUUGUUAAAAAUUUCGUAGAUCGACCAUUAUUUCCAAAUGCUGUUACCCUGAUGCCUAAGUUGUCGCAAAAAGCGUAAGUUAUUACAAAAUGCGUCGUUAUUAAAAAAUAAAAAAUGCCGAAGAACAAGCUUCCUUUUUUUGUUACUGAAAAGAGUAAAUGCUUUAGAGGUGGAACGAUAGCAGAGAAUAACUGAUCUUUCAUACUUCCGCAAGAGUGCAUUUUCAAACAAAAACAAGUGCGUAGCUCAUGGUUUGUUCUUUAUAAAUUGUUAAGUUAAUAUAUAUUUUUCUUCUCUUUUCAGUUAAAAAAGGAACUUGAGGCGUUUGACCCUGCCUUUUUUGAAGAAAUUUUUACAAUCAUGAUUAAUUACAGUGCGACCGGAAAAACCAUGAACACUUGAAAUAUCUCAGGAAUGUUUAUUGUGUUAUGACCAAUCACAGCAAAGAUCAAGACAUGCGAACUGGCCACAAAACCACAAAAAAAAAAAAAAAAAAAAAAAAAAUAAAAAAAAAAAUUUUGGUUUUUUUCGGGGUGCCGUGUUGUGUUCAUGGGGCCCCCGCGGGGGGGGGGGGGGGGGGGGGGGGGGCGUAACCAUUUCAAACACAUUUGAAGGAGGGCUAAAUAGAUAAGGGGGCGUAUUUGAGAAGGAGGCUUAUUUGAUUUGGCAAAGACUGUGGUAUCAGUCCUCCUAAAGAACUAGAAUCCAAAGUGAAAAGCUCAAGUAAAGGAAGGUUGGAGGUCAUGCAGCCAAAGUCCAAAAGCAAAUCCGAACUUCCAACAUGUGAACAAACCAUCCCGGAUCGGUCCAAUUGAAGUUUUACAAUCAUGAUUAAUUACAGUGCGAACGGAAAAACCGUGAACACUUGAAAUAUCUCAGGAAUGUUUAUUGUGUUAUGACCAAUCACAGCAAAGAUCAAGACACGCGAACUGGCCACAAAACCACAAAUUAACUAACGUUCUUGCUUGCGGUUAAGUUUUCUCACGCCUGAUUGGCUUUUUUCUUGCAACACAAUAACAUUCCAGAAAUAGUUCUGGUGUUCAGGGUUUUCCUGUUUGACUGUAAUACAGUCUAUCAUUUAUUGGUGAAGAAUAAUAAGGGGGUGGGGAGGGGGUUUAAAAGAGGAGGGGGCUUAUUAACUUUCUUCCCCUGAAAAGGGGGGCGUCUUAGAGGGAGUGGACUCAUUUCCAGGCUACAGUCGGUACAUUUGAACCAAGAUUGCCGCCUGUAAGGCUCGACUAUCUCACGGAAAACUGGAGACUGUGGACAGUCAAAAAAAUUAAAUAAAAACCAGACAUAUGACAUACCCAAAACUCCCAACGUGUCAACGAGUCAAGACGUUUAAAAUACUGGGAAGUUUGUUAGACAAUACCUAAACAUCGUCAUACUUACUAGCCCAAAAAUUUAAAAUUCUUUGCUCAAAUUUUAUUCAUUUGCGUACAGUGUACAGUUAUUUAUAAUAUGUAAAAUAAUGUAUUUUAAGUAGUUAUAAAUUAUUUAUAAAAUGUGAAAUAAUAUGUUUUCGAUCUUGUAUUAGCUUUUCUUUUAUUACUUAGAGAAGUGAAUCCACAGGUUAAUAAAUGCCGGCUCAAUUUUUGGGUUAGAGCGUCAGCAUUUAUAACGUAUUACGGUUUUAGUUUCAAGAGUUGACUGAAAAAAACAACAGAAAGGAAAGGAAAGGAAAAAACAAACAAUAAAAAAGUAAACAUAUUAGCCGAACCGCGAAUGUUAUUAAAACCUGGAACGGGAAAAUGAAAAAUGAGAUAGAUACACUGGGUUUUAUUGAGUUACUUUGCAGAAUAAACUAAAUUGCGCAACUUUUAAUACAAAUCUAAAAAUAUCUUUAAGCUAAGAAAAAAGAGAAAAUGAAAUACAUUACUAAUCUCUACGUUAUGAUGAAAAAUUUUAAAAUGUAAACUGCACGUCAUGAAUACAUUGCCAUAGAGCUGCUCUUGGGAACCAAACCUGAGGUUCAUUUUCAAUUCGCUGUUUUAUUCCCAUUAUUCAUUUUCCCGUUAGUGGUAGUUCACCGUCCGGGGCGGUGGUGUGAUAUGUGUGAUAUGUGUUGCUCCGAACACAUAUCUCAUUGGCUAAGAGCCACGGGUUAGUCAGUUAUCUGCUAGCAGAUAACUGAGUAAUCUGUUCGUUGGGCGCGCAAUGCAUGAAUGUCAAGAGCACUGGUAUGUAUUAUCAGCCUCGGCCUUUGGCUCGGCUGAUAACACUUACCUCGAGCUUGAUUAUUCCGGAUAUCACAAAAACCUCAUCCAAUAAUUGUUUAGUGCUUUCUGUUUCCCGUGCAGGGAAACAUAAAACACUUUCUGAUUAAAGGCGUAACGUUAAAAGCGCCAUUGGCGCAACAAUUACGGCUUAAAACAAAUGAAGUUUUUUUUAAAAGGGCAAAUACAAAGGAAGAGACGGCCGUGGAAAACCAAAAGAAUAUUAAAAGGGAUUGCAAAUGUGGUUAAUUUACAAACUUUUUAAUAGUUUUUCAUAGCUUAUGUUUUUUUCUUUUUACCUUUACAUUGGUUUGUCACGACACGCUGUGAUGAAGUCAUUUAAAAGUUAUUGUGACGCUGAAGCUAUGUUCCAUAGUGGUAGAGAAAACGGGAAAACCCAGGAAAAAAUGCCUGAAUUGGACUGUUAUGACCAAAGCCUUAUUCUCGAAGUCUCUGAGCCUGAAGAUUCAUUUGGUAUCAUGCUGUCUGAUUGAUUUUUUUUUCUGCCCAUUAUUAAUAAUUGAAAGAAUCACCUUUUCACUGGCUGAGGGCGUGAAGAUUUUAUCAAUAGUCCGUUUUCACCAUGACUACAACUCCAGAAUCAAUUUGGAUUUUUCUUAUGUACAUUUGAUAAUUACCGAAUAAGGUUUUAAGUGAACAAAAAGCGCACAUUACACAAGAAAAAUUAAACAACAAAUCCUGUAGAUUUCUGGUGGGCGUGUAACAUUUUCGUAUAAUGAUGAUCGAAUAACUGAAAAAAGGCAUGUGCAAUUGCUAUAAAAAUUUGUUCGUUGAAUCAGAAUGGGGUAUUCGCAUCUCGUCAUCAGUUACCUGGUACAAAAGAUCAUACUAGAGAGCCAUCAACACAGUAAAAUCUUUAAAAUGCUAAUUUUCUUUCACUGAGUCAAGGUCCCACUGUUUUGUUUACACUCCACAAGCAUGGCAUGCUCUAUUGUCUAUACUAAGCUUCGGUAAUGCUCUGCUUCACUUCACUGUGACAUAUUUAAGCACUCCCCUUCCCUUAUACUUUAUAAGGGAACAAAUUUGCCUCUCGAUCUGGCAUGUAGCUUUUUCAUAUGAAUUCUUUUUGAGCUUUUGACAUAAGGAAACCUCAAAAACUUCGGGAGGGAAAAUAUUUUGUACGCUAAUUAGACAACUCGGCUAUAGAUUUUCCUUAAAAACCUUUUCCCAAUUUAAUCCAUUGUUACGGUAUUCGAAGUCAUAAUGAAACGAUCUUAAUAAAACAUUAAUGAAUACCAGCUACCUGCGGCUAAUCAAGAAAAAAAAAGUUUGAUGAUAAAUUUUUGUUUCAUUUGUAGCAAACAACAGAGGAUGUUUGAGAAUGAAAAUGAAUAAGACGUAGAUGAAAAAUUAUACUUGAAUUCGAGAUAGUUCUGGUGGCCAUAAAAAUGACGUUGGUUUGAUGAUUCCUGCGAUUUAGACCAGAGGUAAAUGAGAUCUUACUUUCCAUAAAAUAUGUAUACUAUGAGUGGCUAUCUAAAACAUGUAUGGGUAAAAUCUUACGGGUUAAUCGAUUAUGUGUGUAAGUGUAAAAGUGAGAUACAGCACAGAUAUAUAUGUGGGUGUUAAAAUUGCAAUUGAUACUUCAAUUUCCACGAAACUGUAACUCAUUCUUUAUUCGUUCAGGUCCAUGAGCUCCAUUCUAGCGAUGUUUCGCGACAUUUUUUUUAAAAUAGUGACAAAAAAUCCUGAUAAUUUAUAGCUAUUAUUGGCCGGAUUAGGCCGAGUAUAUGAUCUGUAGAAUUAUGGCGGAUCGUGGAGGGAGUUAUCCGCCUAGGCCGAUUUUAUUCGUGCGAAAUAAUUCCUAGUUUAUAAAAAAUAAAAAUAACUUAAAACAUGCUUACCUUGAUGGAUGUUAAGUUCCAGUCUUCAAUUGCUUGUUUCUCGGCAAGCUCAGGAUAUAGAGUGAUAUGUUUAGCCUAGAAGAUAUUCUUUAAAUAACAGAUAUCAUCCGUUGAGCGCUAUUUUGCUGUUCUUGCUGUACGUUUAGGCACUGCAUUUUGUGCGAAACGUGUGAAAUAGUCUGCCAUUUCCGCUGCCCUACCAAACCAACGCCGCGUCGUCCCCAGGACUUCUCGAAUGCCGUCCCUUUUUCUGGCCAUUACCCUGUACUACUGACGUCAUUUCUCGGAUAUCGAAUGCAUUUUCAAAUUUGGUCAACACCAGCUGUAGCCUGAAAUUCAUCCGAUUGCUUCGAGUCGUUUUCUGUUACUGAGGGAGUAAUAACGACUCGAAGUAAUUGGAUGAAAUUCACCCUACACCAGCUGGUUAUAUUUGCAGAAGAAUUGGCCGAAACGGACAAUUAAUUUAAGUGAAUAAAAAAAGGAGAUAUCUUCCAAAUUUGGGCAGUUUUAUUUCUUGGUCAACUUAAAAGUUUAAAUAUGACCUCUCAUCCAAAGAAAAAAAAUACGACUAAAGACCGAGUGAAUAUUGACGGAGAAAUGCCGUUUUAACCGCGUCAGGACCAGUUCAGUCGGUAGAGCGCUUGACUGCAGAGCGUGAGGUCGCGGAUGCUUUCUACGGGGCCGGAUCAAUACUCAGGGUCUUAAAAUAUCUGAAUGAGAAGGUAUAACCAUAGCAUUACAAACAAGGCCUUCGUUUGGCUUGGAUGUAAAUGGCCGUACCAUCUCCAAAACGAGAGUGUCCUCUGAUGACGGUUGAAGUUUUUACAUUUUGACCUGACGUAAGAGUCCACUAAUCGAUGUUUCUUAAAAAUGUUGCUUUCCGAAAUGGAAGUUUUGGCUUGAUAACGGCACUUAACUUAGAGAUAAAAAGCGAGGAGAAAUUGAUCGAUUGACCUCAAAUUUGAAGCAGGGAACUUAUUUCUCAUUUUUUUUCUUUUUUAGCACCAUAACCGUCAAUUUGAUAUGGUUUCGACCGAAGCUUUAUACUUAAAUGCAAAAAUUGCUGACCUCAUUUUAAUAUAAACAAAUUGGAAAGUGUUGUUUCAGCUGUUCAGGUUUUUUAAUUGCUGCUGAGGUUUUUGGUUAUUGAGAGAUAAUUACCAUCAGAAAAACUUCAAGCGCUCUUCAAGUACGACUCAGAUUGCUACCCCAGAUCCGACUUGCGAUUUCGACUUCUGUGUGUUCCACAAUAAUAAUAAUAAUAAUAAUAAUAAUAAUAAUAAUAAUAAUAAUAAUAAUAAUAAUAAUAAUAAUAAUAAUAAUAAUAAUAGUAAUAGUAAUAAUAAUAAUAAUAAUAGUAAUAAUAAUAAUAAUAAUAAUAAUAAUAAUAAUGUUUAUAGAGGAAACUCCCAUCACAUAAAGUGUUUUUCAGGGAGGUCAUCUGACUAAGAUAAAAUAAUGUUAAAACUACUAAUAACAAUCAAAUCUAAAAAACUAGUGGUUAUAAAGUUAAAAGGCUAAAAAGGCUAGGUGACUAAAAAAGGCAAAAAAAAGUAAUAAAAAUACAAUCAGACUAAAAGAUUUAACUAUCGAAAAAACAAAGGCUAACGACUAAAAAGGAUAAAAUGAAAAUUUACAAAACUACAAUAUUUGGCUCUUAAAAACGUUUUCAGGUCCAGUUUAAAAAUUUUGCAAGGCAUAGGUUUCCAUACUUUUUUUCGAAAAAGUCUGACGCGAUCUGUGAUGUUUGAAGGCAAGUGAAAGGAGAUUAAAAUGGUGCUUUGCUAGUUUUUACUGAGCAGUCCUAGUUUCACCACGAACGCCACACAUCCGGAUUGAGAACACUAGGGUAGCCUGUUCCAGGCACCGAGAUAGUCGGGUUCGAGGGGAUUGAGAAACAAUUCGAAGCGCGAACAUGAAAAUAAAACGAGAGGAAACUUUCCGCGUACUUUUCACUUUCGCGUCUUCCGCACUUUCUGAGAGCCUGGAACAGGGUAAUUCUAGGGAUUAAUUUCAGUUGGCCUGUUUCCAGUUGAGUUGGCUUGCUGGCCCAUUUGUUAGAGUGCUGCACCGUUAUAUCGCAGAGGUCGGUGUUCAAAUCCCUGCAAGCCUGAAUUUUUCAUGCUUUCUUUUCGAAACUGCAUGAACUGAGUUAAAGCGUCUUUAACUACGAUGAUCUUCUUUACAUUUAUUUCUUCAUUCCGCGAUCCAAUAUAUGAAUGAAAUUAAUAUGUUCCUCAUUUUACUUGUAUUAUAAUGAAAGCAAAAACCUUUCAUUAUUUAAUACUUCACGUCUAAAUGCAUUCUGUCCAAAAUCUCGAAAAGCUAAAUCUUUCUAAUUUUACUUUAAUUAGAGUUCAGCGAAUUUUAUAACAGUUGUUUCAGGAAAUCUCGAAGGCAUUUAAGUCAAGAAGGACAAAAUUUGUUCAUUAAACAUCAGUAUUUUUCUGGCAAACGUUAAAACUCCGCUUGUGUUGAGUCACUAAAAGUUUUGUCUCAUCAUUUUUUAAUAAAAUCUCAGAGUGCUUUCAUGGAAUGGAGCCGUAAACUUGCACACAAAACUUGAUCCCGUUUUACCAAUUUUGCACUGAGGUUUGUAGCAUCCCCGUAAAGCACGAUCUACCAAAUAAAAAGCAAUUCUAGCCCGGCUGCAUUGCAGACACUCUAUAUCGCUUGUAUUUAUAAUCUAGACGAUGCGUCUGCUUUCUGCUGGACGGAAACUUCCAUCUUUCCUUCACAUUGGAGUUUUCGUAAAAUUUAAACUCAGUUGUCCGUGAAUUUUUAAGUUGUGACCUGUAAGUAAAAAAAAUUUGCCUUAUGAAUAUGAAUUCAUUCAAGGAAGGUGUUCCGAUUCCGGCGCAACCUGUUAACAUUCAGCGGAUGUUAAUUCAGAAUUAAAAAGAGGAAAUCCUUUUUGGCACUCAAUCGUCUGGAGUGCUUACUGAUUAAAAAAAAAACAAUAACAUAAAUGUUUACUUACACAUGUAGCUGAGGAUCUUCAAGUCGAAACGAAAGAAGAGAAAAACACAGACUUGAACUCAAACGGG
This is a messenger RNA of Porites evermanni, 12575 nucleotides long. Lineage: Eukaryota; Metazoa; Cnidaria; Anthozoa; Scleractinia; Poritidae. The record is from the annotation of a GenBank genome assembly.